Molecule: messenger RNA, 342 nt
Organism: Mesoplodon densirostris (Blainville's beaked whale)
Lineage: Eukaryota; Metazoa; Chordata; Mammalia; Artiodactyla; Ziphiidae
Product: cornifin-like
Exons: 1
Coding region: 1-342 (113 amino acids)
Source: RefSeq, a predicted model, not a curated record
AUGAGUUCCCACCAGGAGAAGCAGCCCUGCAUCCCAACACCCGACCCUCAGCAGCAGCAGGUGAAACAACCCUGCCAGCCUCCACUCCAGGAAUCAUGUGUCUCCGAAACCAAGGAGCCAUGCCACACCAAAAUGCCAGAGCCCUGUCACCCCAAGGUUCCUGAGCCAUGCGAACCCAAGUUUCCAGAGCCCUGCCACCCCAAAGUUCCAGAGCCCUGCCACCCCAAAGUUCCAGAGCCUUGCCACCCCAAAGUUCCAGAGCCCUGCCACCCCAAAGUUCCAGAGCCAUGUCCUUCACCAGUUAUCCCGGGGCCAGCCCAGCAGAAAACCAAGCAGAAGUAA